This is a messenger RNA of Phodopus roborovskii (desert hamster), 1781 nucleotides long. It is a transcript of the gene Nsdhl, whose product is annotated as NAD(P) dependent steroid dehydrogenase-like. Gene Ontology annotation, molecular function: 3-beta-hydroxy-Delta5-steroid dehydrogenase (NAD+) activity. The record is from RefSeq and is a predicted model, not a curated record. Bases 333 to 1421 code for a protein of 362 amino acids. Lineage: Eukaryota; Metazoa; Chordata; Mammalia; Rodentia; Cricetidae. Gene Ontology annotation, biological process: steroid biosynthetic process. The transcript has 9 exons.
UCAACUGGCUGCGCCGAAGCCGCGCUAGACCAAUCAACGUGAGGAAGGAAGCUCGGCUGAUCAUGGGCUCAUACCUCUCGGUAGAAAAGGGUGUUGGGUCUUGGGUUGAAGUUCGCUGGUUGCAGUUUGCUAACAAGCUGAAGGCGGCUGCAAGAGUUCCUAAACCGGGGCAAGGACACCAACUCCACUCUAAUAUUUCCCUGCUGCAACACUGAAACUCUGUGUAUUAGCAGCUCUUCCCUAUCCCACCACUGCCAACUACUACGAGAUACCAUCUACUCUGAGUUUCUGAAGAAGAGUUGAUUGCAAACAAGAGUAUAGUUUGAGCCAUAAUGGAACAAGCAGUCGGUGGUGAGUCAAAGAGAGGCCAGGUCACAGGGAAACAUCUGGCAAAAGACAUUUCCAAAGCUAAGAAGUGCACGGUGAUUGGAGGCUCUGGGUUCCUGGGGCAGCACAUGGUGGAGCAGUUGCUGAAACGAGGCUAUGCUGUCAAUGUAUUUGAUAUUCGCCAAGGGUUUGAUAAUCCCCAGGUGCGGUUCUUUAUAGGCGAUCUCUGCAGCCAACAGGACCUGUACCCAGCUCUGAAAGGUGUAAGCACAGUUUUCCACUGUGCAUCACCACCGCCAUCCAGUAACAACAAGGAACUCUUUUAUAGAGUGAAUUUCAUUGGCACCAAGAAUGUCAUUGAAACCUGCAAAAAGGCCGGGGUUCAGAAACUCAUUUUAACCAGCAGUGCCAGUGUCGUCUUUGAGGGUGUUGACAUAAAAAAUGGAACUGAAGACCUCCCUUAUGCCAUGAAGCCCAUUGACUACUACACAGAGACCAAGAUCUUGCAGGAGAAAGAAGUAUUGGAUGCCAACAACCCUGAGAAGAAUUUCUUAACCACAGCCAUUCGUCCUCAUGGCAUUUUUGGUCCAAGGGACCCACAGUUAGUCCCCAUCCUAAUUGAUGCAGCUAGAAAAGGCAAAAUGAAGUUCAUGAUUGGAAAUGGGGAGAACCUGGUGGACUUCACCUUUGUGGAGAAUGUGGUCCAUGGACAUAUCUUGGCAGCUGAGCACUUAUCCCAAGAUGCAGCUCUGGGUGGGAAGGCAUUUCACAUUACCAAUGAUGAGCCAAUCCCUUUCUGGACGUUCCUGUCCCGCAUGCUGACAGGCCUCAAUUAUGAGGCCCCCAAGUACCACAUCCCAUACUGGGUGGCCUACUACCUUGCUUUCCUGCUCUCUCUGGUGGUGAUGGUGGUCAGUCCUCUCAUCCAAAUUCAGCCAACUUUUACACCAAUGCGUGUGGCACUGGCUGGUACAUUCCACUACUACAGUUGUGAGAAAGCCAAAAAGCUCAUUGGGUACCGGCCACUGGUCACCAUGGAUGACGCCGUGGAAAGGACAGUGCAGAGUUUCCACCACCUGCGGAAGGGCAAGUGAUGUGCCCAAAUGCCCACAUCAAUAAUUUUUUCUUCUCUCUUCUAAUAUGUCAGUAUCCUUACGUGAGUUUCUUCUGAGCUAUGUUCCCCUUGCUGGUUAAAUGGUAACAUACCCGAGUCCCUCCAUGAGGAGGUAACAACAGGAGACAUUUCUUGCAGGAUAGUAUUGGCCUUAGAGCAGGCAGACACUGCUUUGGUCUUUCUUCCUUCCCCCCACAUCUCUCUCAUAAAGACAGCCCUGAGUAUACCAACAUUAAAUUGAAAACCACAAGAUUUUGUUCACAUUCUUAAAAAUGGAAGCAAAAUCAGAAAUUGUAAACACAAAGUAAGACCUCAGACAUGCAGUUCUUAUGACUUAUGA